AAUGCCAAUAGUAUCCAAAGGUGUUAAUAAAGUUGAAAUAACAUAAUUAAACAAAAUUUUAUAGUGUUUUAUUCCUCAGUUCCUGUUCAUUUCUUACGCGCAUUUUGGUUAAUUAGUUCUUAAAUUGUAAUUCUUUUACCAGCAAUAUAAUAUAUAUGUAUGUGUAUAUAAUCUCGCCAAUGUAUAUGAAAGUAAUAUUUAUAAUUAAUGAUCUUUUAACCAUUAUUAUUAUUAUUAUUAUUCCACAGAAUUCUGUUUUUAAUACGGUAAAUGCUUUCAGGAACAAAUCCUACAAUUUUGGAAAAGCUUCCCAAUUGAAUAUUUCUAGUGUUAUCCUUAUUUCUUCUUUCUUAUUUCUGUUAUAACCAAAUUGAUUAUAUUAGACAUGAUGUUACGUAUGAGCACUAAUAUAAACAACCAGUACUUCGUUAGGUAGAUAAAUAGAUGGCUCAAAAAGUUUAUGGAACUGUAAGUCAAGUAAUCCUCGUGUUUUAAUUAUAAUAUUUAAUGUGUGUACAGUAAAGAAAGAGGUCAAAGCAUCUAAGAAAUCCAUAAAAAGAAAAGCAUAGUUCUCAUUUGAUCUAUAUAUCGCUCUUGCUCUUUCUUUCUUUCUAUUGCUCUUGAUUUUUGAGAUCUUUUCAAUUCUUUAGACUUUGAGCUAAGAAAAUGGAGGGAGAGAAUAGUAUUGAGAAAGGAUUAUUACUCGUAAAUAAGGAAGAAACAUCUGCAAAUACAACUCCACUUCUUGUUUUUACCACUUUCAUUAUUGUCUCUGCUUCCUUCACCUUUGGCGUUGCAUUAGGUUAUACUGCCGGUACAAUGUCUUCCAUAAUGGAAGAUCUUGAUCUUUCAAUAGCACAAUUUUCAGUAUUUGGUUCGCUAUUGACUUUUGGAGGAAUGAUCGGUGCAAUAUUUAGCGCCAAAAGUGCAGAUGCAUUUGGCCGUAAGAUGACUUUGUGGCUCGCCGAGGGAUUCUGCAUAAGUGGAUGGCUUGCAAUUGCACUAGCCAAGAAUGUUAUUUGGCUAGAUCUGGGACGAUUCUUUGUGGGAAUUGGAGUUGGUCUCAUUAGCUAUGUGAUUCCUGUAUAUAUCGCAGAAAUAACUCCCAAAAAUGUGCGAGGCACUUUUACAUUUAGCAAUCAGUUGUUGCAAAAUUGUGGGCUGGCAACCGUAUAUUAUCUUGGAAAUUUCAUGGCAUGGAGAACGAUAGCCCUUAUCGGAAUUAUCCCAUGCUUGAUACAGUUCUUUGGAUUGUUUUUCAUCCCCGAGUCUCCAAGAUGGCUGGCAAGAGAAGGUGGUGAUGAAGAAUGUAAAGUUGUUCUUCAGAAGUUAAGAGGAAAAGAAGCUAAUGUUAUGAAGGAAACUCGUGAAAUCAUGAUUUGUGUUGAUGCUACCGCAAAUGUCAGCAUGGGAAGUCUUUUCAAAAAGAAAUAUACUCGUCAACUUACAAUCGGUGUGGGUUUAAUGCUUCUGCAGCAAUUAUCUGGAAGUGCAGGAAUAUCUUAUUACGCAGGCAGCAUAUUUGAGCUUGCCGGGUUUCCUUCGCGGAUUGGAAUGACAGUGUUGUCAAUGGUUGUGGUACCAAAAGCUAUAUUGGGUCUGAUACUUGUGGAGCGAUGGGGAAGACGACCACUUCUGAUGGUAUCAGCACUAGGGCUAUGUUUAAGUUGUAUCUUUCUUGCAUUAUCGUUUGGAUUGAAAGGUGUCCCUGGGUUUGUAAAUUUUACACCCACCAUGGCAUUCAUAGGAGUAUUGACAUUCAAUAUGAUGUUCGCAGCUGGACUAGGAGCACUACCAUGGAUUAUAAUGUCUGAGAUAUUUCCGAUGGACAUGAAAGCAGUAGCUGGGAGUUUAGUAGCCAUCACGAAUUGGUUUACCGGUUGGAUCGUCAGCUACUGCUUCAAUUUUAUGCUUAUUUGGAGUCAACCAGGUACUUUUAGUAUAUUCGCCAUGAUAAGUGGAUUAACAAUUUUAUUCGCAUGGUGUUUGGUGCCUGAAACUCGUGGACUAUCCUUAGAAGAAAUUCAACUUCCUCAUGCUAAUAUUCAGAGUUGAUCCUAAAUGUGGCGGUAAAACUGAUAUUAAACGAUUUUUAUAAAUACUGUAGAAUUAUAUGAUGGAUUUCGAGUGGUCGACUUUUAUCCUUCUAAAUGUCUGUUUCGUUCUAAAUUUCAUUUUUUACUUGUCUUGUAGUGUCUUUCGUUUCUGCCAGUUUUCAAUUUUAUAUGACCCCGGUAAUUUUAGCAUACACAUUUUUUUU
Molecule: messenger RNA, 2260 nt
Organism: Brassica napus (rape)
Lineage: Eukaryota; Viridiplantae; Streptophyta; Magnoliopsida; Brassicales; Brassicaceae
Product: sugar transporter ERD6-like 9
Exons: 17
Coding region: 667-2055 (462 amino acids)
Biological process (GO): carbohydrate transport; transmembrane transport
Cellular component (GO): membrane
Molecular function (GO): sugar transmembrane transporter activity
Source: RefSeq, a predicted model, not a curated record